Messenger RNA from Psilocybe cubensis, 1572 nucleotides. RefSeq lists its product as uncharacterized. NCBI's taxonomy places the organism in Eukaryota, Fungi, Basidiomycota, Agaricomycetes, Agaricales, Agrocybaceae. Gene Ontology annotation, molecular function: heme binding; oxidoreductase activity, acting on paired donors, with incorporation or reduction of molecular oxygen; monooxygenase activity. The record is from RefSeq and is a predicted model, not a curated record. The transcript has 11 exons. Bases 1 to 1572 code for a protein of 523 amino acids.
AUGGAUAUUCUGACUUCCCCCACCUUCAUCGCGUCUGCUUCGUUAGGAGCGCUCGCUGUUUAUUAUCUUGCUGGAUCACAAAAGCGGGGAUCGCGACAUCCUCCAGGCCCGCGGCGUCUCCCAGUGAUAGGCAAUGCACACCAAAUGCCAGACAAAGAUCCUUGGCUCGUAUUUGGAGAAUGGGGGAAGCAAUACGGCAAUAUCAUUCACGUCGACGUUUUCGGGCAGUCAUUGAUCAUCAUCAAUUCCACAAAGGUGGCCAAAGACCUGCUUGAUAAGCGCUCGUCUAUUUACUCCGAUCGACCCCACUUUAAAUUUGCAGGAGAUCUGUAUGCCCAUCCCCCCAUUGUCAUCCUAAUGAAUAUAAUGAUAGUGACUAUUGGCAUGCCUUCAGAGUUCACUACGACGAAACAUUUGUUCUCCAGCCAUAUGGCGAGAAUUGGAGAAAAUAGCGCCAGCAUGGUCCCCCGUUAUUUCAGCCUGCAGGACAAAGAAUCGGCGAGGCUAGUGCGAAACUUGAUCAAAGACCCCAGCAAGUUCAUAUCUGAGGUCAAUCUGCGAAUAGGAAUCAUUAUCCUCAGAGUGACGUACGGGUAUUACGUUGAGUCUGCAGACGACCCGUUUUUGACAACACCGCUGUUGGCCAUGGCGAAUUUUGGGAAAGCAACGCAGCCCGGAAAUUUCUUGGUCGAUUUCGUGCCUGCUUGUGGACAGAGGGAGCGGAAUUUAACAAUGGAAUCUGCAGUGAAGCACAUACCUCGAUGGAUGCCGGGAGCGGGUUUUCUGAAGACUGCUGAAGAAAUGCAUAAAGUGAUGUGGUCAGCAACAUGGAACAAUUACGAGUGGUGUAAAAACAACUUGGAAGCAGGGGAAAAUAUCACGGAGGAUGACGAGUUGAAACUUGGUUGGGCUGCGUCAAGUGUCAUGGGAGGAGGUCUUGAUACAAAUGUAUCCUCGGUUAUGAUGUUCUGGGCUGCUAUGAUUCUGAACCCCCAAAUCCAAGCAAAGGCGCAGGCAGAACUUGAUAGUGUUGUCGGAAAGGAUAGAUUACCCACCAUAUCAGAUAGGCCGCGAUUGCCGUAUAUCAGGAGCAUAAUGGCGGAGGUGUUUCGUAUGGGUCCUUCUAUACCUCUAGGUCAGUUUAUCACCUGUGCCGUUUUUGCUAACGCCGACAAAGUCCACCCUCCAGGAAUACCCCAUGCAGUUAGUGAAGAUGAUGUUUAUGAAGGAUAUCAUAUACCCAAGGGCGCCUUUAUCUUGCCCAACGUUUGGCACAUGUUGCAUGACCCAGAAGUCUAUCCAGACCCGAUGGAGUUCAAACCCGAGAGAUUCAACGGCAGCGAAUCAGAAAUGAAGAAGGCGACAGAUCGUACACUCUUUGCGAUUAUUGCAACUACUCUCGCGACCUGCCAUAUUCUGCCUGGACUCGAUGAACAUGGGAAGGAAGUGUUGCCCAAGUUUGCGUACACCCCGGGGACAAUUACUUUCCUGGAGCCAUUUCCUAUGAGGCUCAAGGCACGCUCUCCGGAUGCCGUUUCUUUGUUAGAGAAUGUCCCUUCGGAUGUUGAGUAA